Molecule: messenger RNA, 786 nt
Organism: Procambarus clarkii (red swamp crayfish)
Lineage: Eukaryota; Metazoa; Arthropoda; Malacostraca; Decapoda; Cambaridae
Source: RefSeq, a predicted model, not a curated record
AUGGCAUCCCCAACGACCUGGAUAAAAUUAUAUCACCAGGAAAUAGAAUCCCGAUUUUAUUCUUUCUCCAGUGAUGAGGCAAAUGUUGCCACACAUGACACCAGUGAUGAGGCAAAUGUUGCCACACAUGACACCAGUGAUGAGGCAAAUGUUGCCACACAUGACACCAGUGAUGAGGCAAAUGUUGCCACACAUGACAACAGUGAUGAGGCAAAUGUUGCCACACAUGACACCAGUGAUGAGGCAAAUGUUGCCACACAUGACACCAGUGUUGAGGCCAGUGUUGCCACACAUGACACCAGUGAUGAGGCCAGUGUUGCCACACAUGACACCAGUGAUGAGGCAAAUGUUGCCACACAUGACACCAGUGAUGAGGCCAGUGUUGCCACACAUGACACCAGUGAUGAGGCCAGUGUUGCCACACAUGACACCAGUGAUGAGGCAAAUGUUGCCACACAUGACACCAGUGAUGAGGCCAGUGUUGCCACACAUGACACCAGUGAUGAGGCCAGUGUUGCCACACAUGACACCAGUGAUGAGGCAAAUGUUGCCACACAUGACACCAGUGAUGAGACAAAUGUUGCCACACAUGACACCAGUGAUGAGACAGAUGUUGCCACACAUGACAACAGUGAUGAGGCAAAUGUUGCCACACAUGACACCAGUGUUGCCACACAUGACACCAGUGUUGAGACCAGUGUUGCCACACAUGACACCGAUGAAAAAAGCAGCUCGUUACUAUUGCGAGGAGAAUUUGACUUGACGUUAAUAGAGUAUAUACCUUAG